GUGCGUAAAGAGAAGUGGGCGGGGCCGGCCGGUCCUGGAAACCCGCUGCAGUUCUCCGCAUCAUCAUCUCUUGUCAUGUGCCUCUCAGGCUGUCUCUGAAUCCACUGCAGGAAGCUGGAGCUGUUUCCUUCCCCGCUGCGCGCCUCUGCUCCCUGACAGCCGCUCCAGCCGCCCUGCUUUCUUCCUGCUUCUCCGGGUUUCCUCCCCUCGGCUCCGGCCUGGGAGCCAGAGAGGCAGGGCGAACACCUCCUCCAUCUAUCUGUCUCCCCUCAGAGAAACCAAAGAGCUUUUUCUCAUGGAGGCCCCGGCGGAGGAGAAGGAGCCGUCACCGAUGGAGCAGCCCCUGCCUCUGCCCACCCUGAGCCCAGCCGUGCCCCCCUUUGUGACUCUGGGACUGACGGUGGUCUACACCGUCUUUUACUCGCUCCUCUUCAUCUUCAUCUACGUCCAGCUCUGGUUGGUGCUGCGAUACCGACACAAGCGCUUCAGCUACCAGACUGUGUUUCUGUUCCUGUGCCUGCUGUGGUCGGCCCUGCGCACCGUGCUCUUCUCCUUCUACUUCAGGAACUUUGUCACGGCGAACACUCUGGGGCCAUUUCCCUUCUGGCUGCUCUACUGCUUCCCGGUCUGCCUGCAGUUCUUCACGCUCAGCCUCAUGAACCUUUACUUUGCACAGGUUGUUUUUAAGGCAAAGUCUAAAUAUGCACCAGAGCUCCAGCGGUACAGGCUGCCCCUCUACCUCCUCUUCCUGUUCAUCAGCCUGGUGUUUUUAGUCGUGAAUUUAGUGUGCGCCCUGCUGGUGAGGAUGUCCUCUGCAGAAGCUCACACCAUUGUACUUGUGAGGGUCGCCAUCAACGACACGCUUUUUGUCCUGUGUGCCGUUUCGCUCUCUUUGUGUCUUUACAAGAUCGCCAAAAUGUCUCUGGCCAACAUUUACUUGGAGUCCAAGGGGACGUCGGUGUGCCAGGUGACUGUCAUAGGAGCCAUCGUCAUCCUCCUGUAUGCAUCCAGGGCCUGUUACAACCUGGUUGUCCUGGGUCUCUCAAACAAAAGCAUUAACUCGUUUGACUACGACUGGUACAACGUGUCCGACCAGGCAGAUCUACAGUCGACUCUGGGGGACACCGGCUAUGUCGUCUUUGGGGUGAUUUUGUUCGUUUGGGAGCUGCUACCUACCUCCCUGGUUGUGUAUUUCUUCAGAGUUCGAAAGCCCAACCUGGACCGGAGCAGCUCAGGCCUCCCUAGUCACGUCUUCUCAUCCAGGGCGUACUUCUUCGACAACCCAAGACGUUAUGACAGCGACGAUGAUCUCGCUUGGAGCGUCAUGCCUCAGAACAUCCAGGCCAGUCUGGCUGCGGACAGUUAUGAAUGGGGAAGCCAAAACAGCGGUAUAAACGCCUACAUCGGAAGUGAGGACAGUUACAACUUCUCCCGUCCUCCAGAAGAGCUCAGCCAUUACUGAGGGGACGCCGCAGCGACUCCUGCCGGCGUUUCUCCCUAUCUGUAUAUUUUUGCACAUUUUGUCUGUUACUGACUGAGAAAAGACUUUUAUUCAUGAGCUGGAAGAAACUAACAGACUCUUUUCAUUGCCAGUAUAUGAAAGCCCAGAAAUGGGGCAUUACUUUUUUGCACACUUCAUGUACAGAUUAUGAUCUGUUCCUAAACUCUUUCAUUAUUUAGUUGAUUACAGCUUAAUAUAUUUCAUAACCUUUGUAAAAUGUACUGUAAUACUUUUUAAUUCAAUGUUCUGAAUGUGUUUUUUCAUACAGAUGUGUUUAUUAUUAAGACAGAUUCAUUUAACUCAUUAAAAUGUUUAAAUUUCCUUUACUUAACUGAGGGUAGAGUAUAAUCUAUUUUGAAUUCUUACGCUGCAUAGCAGCACCACCUAUUGGUUCUUCAACAGGAUAGCUGAUAUUUAGUUUUUUUUUUUUAAAUUAUGGUUAAAUUUAGUGCUUAAAAUAUAUACAUUUAAAAUAAAAUGUUUUUUUUUUUUUUAUAAGAGACAUGUGGGUUUAUGAUCUGUAAGCUCCAUACAUUCCAGUCUGAUCUAUUCUGAAUUUUCCAAAUCAGGCUUGAAAUGUUCUACAAUCAGUAAAUUGAACAGUUGGUAUAUAUUUAACAUGUUUAAUGUUUGUAUAAACAUUAAAAAAUUAAACCAGACUCAAUCUUAAAACCAUACAAGGUUUUGAAAAUGGGCCCACAAAUCGAUUUAGGUUUGAGCUUUUACCGUAGAAUAGAAUUAAAUUUUAUUGUCAUUACAUUGUCACAAGUACAAAGCAAUGAAACUCACACUGCAUUUAACCCAUCCCAUUGGAGAGCAGUGGGCUGCCAUUGUGCGGUGCCUCACACAGAGACUUUGCUCCCUGUUUAAUCCUUUAUGAUAAAAAAAAACAAUAUCUGGUCAAAUAAUGCGCAGGGAAUUGAAGGGAAAUGUUGCAAUGUAAAGAUAAUAGGAGCACAUUUUAUAUAAAUGAGUAGAAGCAGCACUUUGUUUAGAACUUUUCUAGAAAACUGAAUAAGGAAUAAAAAAAAAAUCUGGAAACUAAAA
Messenger RNA from Cyprinodon tularosa, 2548 nucleotides. RefSeq names its product G protein-coupled receptor 137Ba (gene gpr137ba). Gene Ontology annotation, biological process: positive regulation of TORC1 signaling; regulation of autophagy; negative regulation of bone resorption. Lineage: Eukaryota; Metazoa; Chordata; Actinopteri; Cyprinodontiformes; Cyprinodontidae. Gene Ontology annotation, cellular component: lysosomal membrane. Bases 296 to 1462 code for a protein of 388 amino acids. The record is from RefSeq and is a predicted model, not a curated record. The transcript is spliced from 7 exons.